AUGCGCGUACACGUACGUUGGAUAAGGGAGUAUAGCGCGAUUAGGUAAGUGCCAUUUUCAAGGCAAGAAAUAAAUAUCGACUCUGAUGUUUGAUUUCUGAAAUUUAUUUCUCGCCGUAGCUAAGUUCGUAAAUUCUUUCCGAAAUAAAAUAUUGAGGGCAAAGAUUCGAAGAUCACAACGUGAAGCUUUUAUCAUCGUUGAAUUAUGCAAAAGGUUUUUAAUAUUUCUUAGUGCAUUAAUUAUGACCUACACAAAGUAUCCUAUAUUAUACUUUAUCGUACACACACACAUACUUUGGCAUGUAUAUUCUACAGAUAAGAAUAAGUCAUGUAGCAAAACCUUCGUAACUGCUUUGUUAAAAGAAAAAGUAGAUAUAAAUAAUAUAGUAAUUCCGUGUAGCGAAAAGUCCAUAAAUGCUUCAUUAAAAAUAAAAAUAUAUACAUGUGAAAUGCGAAGUUGUACUAUGUUAUACUUAUAUUUAUGUGUGUAUCUUGUAGGAAACAUAGUAAAAUUACGAUGAAAUUUGGUCUACACAUAAAUUCAAAGGUACAAUACAAUCUCAAUUUUAAAAUCUAUACAUAACUUUACAAUGGAACAUUUAAAAACAUUUCAGUCUUAUUUCAACCUUAUCCUACAGAACACAUCGACAAAGCGUGUCAACAAUUGUGGGACAUCCUGUAUUUUACAAAGGUUGAACAUUUUCAACGACCAAUGUGAAUAAUAAGGAUAUAAAACGAAGAAUUGAAAUAAAAGUUAACAUCCAGUUUUGUACAUAGGUACGGUAAAUAUACGUGCAUAUUUAAUUGGUUUACGUGAUAUCACAUCGCGGAUGAGCACAAUUUAAAUUUGCGUGAUACAUUUUACAACACGUUGUCGAUUCAUCUAUUUGCGUUUCUAAUCGGAAUUUAUUCGUUUGUUUAUUUUUUUUUCGUUAUUUUAUUCGUUAAUUUAUUUAUUUGUUUCGUUAUUUUAUUCGUUAAUUUAUUUAUUUGAUAAUUUUUUUUAGAAACGUGUAAUACACGAAUUAUCGAUACAUCGAAUAUUAUCCAUCAGUUGAACAAUAAACAAUAAGAAUAUCUAACGAUAGAAUUGUAACAAACUUUUCUUGAAAUCUAAUCUGUUAACAAACUUACAUUACAGAAUUAAUAGUUUGAUAUUAUUAAUAUUCGUCGUUUCGAUGAUUCAUUGGAAUAUAAAUUUCCUUUAGAGGUGUAGAGAUAAUUGAAUACUGUAUCAGUCAUGCUUACAGUGGAAUUACGAACGCCUUCAAGAACAGAAAUGAUGAGAUACCAACUAGACACAGUAUGAACACUGAAUACCUUAUUAAAAGUAUAAAAGUUCAAUUCACGGGAACAUUGAGUGGAAUCAUCGUAUGACGCGCAAGAAAAAAAAUGUGAAUGACGAAUCCACGAUUCCGUAUAUGAGGGAAAAAAGGAAAUGUCCAAUAAGCUAAUUGCUUUUGUUGCACCUUCAAUUAAAUAGGUUCACGUGAUUUCCGACUUUUUCGAUUUCUUUUUUAUUUUUUUUUUUUUUUUUUUUUUUUUUUUACUGUGUACCUAAUUCGUCGACUAAUUAGGUACUUAGCUGAAAAUUAAAUUUUCUAAGAUCAGGUAAUUAAAAUAACACCCAGUUAAAUUAGAAAAUUUCUAAUCAUUUCUAUCACUGCAUAGGUUUGUGAUCCUUUUAUCUGAAAGAACUGAGUUCAUUCAAGAAUUCGUAUAAUCCUUUAUCGAACCAAUGGUCUUGUAAAUAAUCUAUUAUUCAAUCAUUUGAAUGCUAUACAUUUUCCAUGUCCAAGUUAUAUGUUAUAAUACUUCCGGUUUAAAACAUUCAAACUUUGUUGAGCAUUUUAAAAAUAAUUGUAUUUAUAUUGAAGAAAUCAAAGAACAACCUUCUAAUAUUAUUAAUAGAUUUUAA
Molecule: messenger RNA, 1917 nt
Organism: Heterotrigona itama
Lineage: Eukaryota; Metazoa; Arthropoda; Insecta; Hymenoptera; Apidae
Source: the annotation of a GenBank genome assembly